AUGGGGAAGGCAAGCAAAUGGAUGAUAAACUUCUUGUUAGGAAGAAAGGAUCAGGAGAAAGACAAAAAGAAAGAUGUUUCUCUUGAAGAAAGUAUGCCGCCACCAACACCACCAAGUAUUAAGAGGAGAUGGAGCUUUGGAAGAUCAUCGAACAAACAGAAAUUUCAUAAGAGUUCCAAAUCUUUUGACUUUAUCACCACAAACUCAGCAGCAAGACAAGCUAUUUUAGAGUUGCAGAAUCAGCAGAUCAAUAACAGCUUGGCUUUGGUUGUGGAGCCAACAAAACCUGCAAGAGGUGAAAUAAUAAGCAAACCAGUUCAACAUGCAGCUGCCACCAAAAUUCAAGCUGCUUAUCGAUCUUAUUUGGCAAGGAAGGCAUUGUGUGCUUUGAGGGGACUGGUGAAGUUACAAGCACUGGUAAGGGGUCACAUAGUGAGGAAGAAAACAAGUGCCACUCUUCGAGGUAUGCAUGCGUUAAUGGCGAUUCAAGUUAGAGCUCGGUUUCAGAGGCUGCAGAUGGCUGAGGAGUCACAGUUUGUUGUCAAAAGCCAAUCUUUAAGACACAGCACGCAUAUUCCUCAAGACAUCGGGAUUGGCUUCACAAGAGCACACAGAGUAAGCCUUGUUAUUUCUUUCCCAUCUGCACUAUUUUCCUUGAAUGAAGCAAUUGAUACAAAUCUUCAUGGAAAACAUGGGAUUCCCAAGAGGAAAUAUGAGUAUUUGAAUCAUGCACAAAUUGGAAGAAUAGAGCAUGGUGUUACCACAUUUUUUUCGGGAGAGGUUUCAAUCUCAAAGCGAGAACAUCACCAAUACGAGGAGAUCUCUUUCUCCACAGCACAGAACACUCCCAAGCAUUAUCAGAAAUUGUCCAACAGUAUUCCAGGAAGAGCCUCUCUCGGCAAUGAACAACCGGAUUAUUCAAAUGCUCUGCUCCACGAACCAAAUUACAUGUCUAAGACAGAAUCUUCCAGGGCAAAGUCCAGGUCACAGAGUGAACCAAAGCAGCGUCCCAAAUGGGGCGUGAGACAGAAAACAGAUAAACGAACAGCUUCAAUGGACCGAACCAAUGUCCUGCUGGACACUCAAACACGACAGUCUUCUCCAAAUUCAAUAAGGAUUGUUCAUGGAAACCAGGAUCCUUGGUUCAUCAAGCUCUAUCGAUCGAAGAGGAUUCUCAGGGACUGUGAGUCUGUUGCCAACAGCACAGCAACCAGUCAUUCCAAGUACCGCAACUCUCUGAUAGAGUAUGAGGUAAGUUAUGAUCGAGACUUCGCUGGAUCUAGACUGCAGAUUGCUUUUCUUGAAUAUUUGUUUGCCUGA
Messenger RNA from Mangifera indica (mango), 1320 nucleotides. RefSeq names its product protein IQ-DOMAIN 19-like. Gene Ontology annotation, molecular function: protein binding. The record is from RefSeq and is a predicted model, not a curated record. The transcript has 3 exons. Lineage: Eukaryota; Viridiplantae; Streptophyta; Magnoliopsida; Sapindales; Anacardiaceae. The coding region runs from base 1 to 1320 and encodes 439 amino acids.